AUGUCCGACACCUCAAAUGUCCCAGGAGGCCAUUUCUUCGUGACCCCGCGACACGACGACACGUACGAGUUCAUCAACCCUCUCAAGGGGGACCCCACGAAUCUAAAGGUCCUAGUCACCGGCGCCAGCAAAGGUAUCGGUCGCGCCACGGUCAUCGCAUUCGCAAAGUCCGGCGCCGCGGCGAUCGCGCUGCUCGCUCGUUCGGACCUCGAUGCCGCGGCCAAGGAAGUUGUCGAGGCAGCGAAACAAGCCGGGCGCAAAGACACGCCCAAGGUGCUCAAAUUGCGCGUCGACACGAGCGAUGUCGCCGCCGUAGACAAGGCCAUCAAGACCGUGGAACAGGAGUUCGGCACGCUCGAUGUGGUCAUCAACAACGCCUCGAGGAUGGAGGUGUGGAAGCCCAUCCACGAGACCGACGUGGAGGACUGGUGGUCCACGUGGGAGGUCAACCUCAAGGGAACAUACCUCGUCACUCGGGCGACAUUGCCGUUGCUCCUCAAAGGGAACGGGAAGACAAUCAUCACCAUUUCCAGCGCCGGAGCAUUGACGACCUCGUCCGGCGGGAGUGCGUACCAAGGCACCAAGACGGCGCAGAUCCGGCUGAAUGAUUUCCUGAUGAAGGAGUAUGGAGACCAAAGCUUGCUGGCAUAUGCCAUCCACCCCGGCGGCGUCAAGACCGAGGUGGGAACCACAAUGCCAGACUACAUGCACCACCUUCUGGUCGCCGAGCCGGAACUUCCUGCCGACACGCUCGUUUGGCUCACGAGAGAACGAAGAGAGUGGCUGGCCGGGCGAUAUGUCAGUGUGCCGUGGGACAUGGAAGGGCUGUUGGCCAAGAAGGAUGAGAUUGUCGAGAAGGAUCUACUGAAGCUCAAGCUGCGGGAGUGA
Fonsecaea nubica is the source of this 888-nucleotide messenger RNA. RefSeq lists its product as hypothetical. Bases 1 to 888 code for a protein of 295 amino acids. NCBI's taxonomy places the organism in Eukaryota, Fungi, Ascomycota, Eurotiomycetes, Chaetothyriales, Herpotrichiellaceae. The record is from RefSeq and is a predicted model, not a curated record. The transcript has 4 exons. Gene Ontology annotation, molecular function: oxidoreductase activity, acting on the CH-OH group of donors, NAD or NADP as acceptor.